AUGGAUUCAGGGAACCUCACGUGGAUAUCAGAAUUUGUCUUCCUAGGGUUCUCACAGUACCAGGAACUCCAGCUUUUCUUGUUCCUGGUGUUCCUGUUUGUCUACACCACCACUGUCAUGGGAAACCUCCUCAUCAUAGUUACAGUGACCUCUGAUUCCAGGCUCCACACACCCAUGUAUUUUCUGCUGAGAAAUAUGGCUGUUAUAGACAUCUGUUUCUCCUCAGUCACUGCCCCAAAGAUGUUGGUGGACUUCCUUGCUGAGAAGAAGACCAUCUCCUACCAGGGCUGCAUGGCCCAGAUCUUCUUCUUCCACUUUCUGGGAGGUGGGACUCUCCUCUUCCUCUCAGUGAUGGCCUAUGACCGCUACAUAGCCAUCUCCCGACCCCUCCACUAUGUCACCAUCAUGAACACUCAAGUGUGUGUGGGGCUGGUGGUGGCUGCCUGGGUAGGGGGCUUUCUCCACUCCAUUGUCCAGCUGGCUCUGAUGCUCCCAUUGCCUUUCUGUGGACCCAACAUCCUAGAUAACUUCUACUGUGACAUUACACAAGUGCUAAGACUUGCCUGCACAGACACCUCCCUGCUGGAGUUCCUUAUGAUCUCCAACAGUGGGAUGCUGGUCCUUAUCNGGAAAGUCUUCAUGGAAUGUGACAGUUUAGAUUAA
Odocoileus virginianus texanus is the source of this 663-nucleotide messenger RNA. RefSeq names its product olfactory receptor 4D2-like. Gene Ontology annotation, cellular component: plasma membrane. The record is from RefSeq and is a predicted model, not a curated record. Gene Ontology annotation, biological process: G protein-coupled receptor signaling pathway. NCBI's taxonomy places the organism in Eukaryota, Metazoa, Chordata, Mammalia, Artiodactyla, Cervidae. Gene Ontology annotation, molecular function: olfactory receptor activity; G protein-coupled receptor activity.